Messenger RNA from Megalops cyprinoides (Indo-Pacific tarpon), 726 nucleotides. RefSeq names its product dickkopf-related protein 2-like. Gene Ontology annotation, molecular function: co-receptor binding; receptor antagonist activity. The coding region runs from base 1 to 726 and encodes 241 amino acids. Gene Ontology annotation, cellular component: extracellular region. The record is from RefSeq and is a predicted model, not a curated record. Gene Ontology annotation, biological process: negative regulation of canonical Wnt signaling pathway; multicellular organism development. Lineage: Eukaryota; Metazoa; Chordata; Actinopteri; Elopiformes; Megalopidae. The transcript has 4 exons.
AUGCUGGUACUGGUGUGGACUAGAUGCUGGUGUUUUUUCAUUCUGCUGGUCGCACUUUUGAGGAUGGGAGAAGUGGAGGCUAAGGUAAACUCAAUCAAAUCGGCUUUGCUGGGAGAGCCUCCGACGCCGACAACGAAUCGCUCAGCGAGCUUCCAGCCUGGAGUCAAGAAAGGCAACAAUCCUAUACAGGUAUACCCCUGCAGUACUGAUAAGGAGUGCGGUGUCGGUAGCUACUGCCACACCCCUCACCACGCCGCCUCCCGCUGCCUCAACUGCAGAAGGAGGAAGAGACGUUGCCACAGAGACAGCAUGUGCUGCCCCGGCAACCGCUGCAGCAACUAUAUUUGCGUUUCUCUCUCCGAAAGUGUCCUGUCUCCACACAUCCCAGCAUUAGAGGAGCACAACAAACUUUCAGUCAAGGGAAACGGCUGGAAAAAGAGUGGGAAAGCACAAUCAAAGCUCUCUCUCAUCAAAGGUCACGAGGGCGAUCCCUGCCUGCGCUCGUCGGACUGCUCCGACGGCCACUGCUGCGCCCGCCACUUCUGGACCAAGAUCUGCAAGCCGGUGCUGCGGCAGGGGGAGGUGUGCACCAAGCAGAGGAAGAAGGGCGCGCACAGCCUGGAGAUCUUCCAGCGCUGCGACUGCGCCAAGGGCCUCUCCUGCAAGGUCUGGAAGGACGCCACCUCCGCCUCCAAGUCCCGGCUGCACAUGUGCCAGAAGGUAUGA